AUGGUUAUUGAAAGGUUCAAGGAGAUAAGAAACAAGAUAUACGACAAUAUACACAUGGUCACAGAAAAUGACAUGAGGUUUAUGAGGGAUGCAUUGUGUGCAAGCGAAAUGGAGUACGGGCGCAUAAAGACAUACUCUGCAGAUGAUAGCAAGGCUCUUGCGCUGUACACGCUGAAGUACAAUGUGGUGGUUCUGCUAGACUUUGUAUGCAGAAACAAGAUCGGCCUGGGCGCAGAUGUGUGCAUGGCUAUAUGCGAUCUGCUAUUUGAAGACAUUCCGGUGGUGACGCCUGAGUGCAGUCUGGAGAUCGAAGAUAUCAAGAUGAGGAUUGAUGAAGCAAUUGUGGAUAUCCUGUGCAUGGUUGGUGAUGGCAUUCAUGUUGAGAAGAUCAGACGGCGUUUGAGCGAACAGGAGAUUCCAGACAGAGUCACAGUGAAUCUUGCCGUGGUAUUUGAGACAUCAGCAUGGAAGUCGUAUGAUCUGCGUGUUAUUCAUGAGUUUGUACUUGGGCCUGUUCUACUGGAGUUACUCAGGAGCUUCAAAGAGGCACUUCGUCCGCAAAUCAGAGAGAAGAUAAUCAACAUAUGCAAAGAAAAGCUAAGGGAAGGAAGAGAUAGGGUGGUGAUAUAUCAGAUAUUCUAUGAGUUGAAUGAGAAGAAGGAUCUGGAGUUGCUGGAUAUUGAUGAAGAGGACAAGGAAGAAUCUUAUGUUGGAUUUGUAUAUUCACUGAUGGUUGAUGAAGAAAGCUAUGUGAAGGGAUACGAGGUACUGUCGAAGGCAGGGCUGUUCAAUGACCUGCGGAAAGCUCUUGAGAUGAUAAAUUCGCUCAGCCAGGCGGAAUACAGGAAGGUCAGGCCUGAAGACGAGAAGCUGAUACAUCAUCUUAUGGAGGUGAUAGUGAAGCUGAUGAUGUUCAGGGACCGUGAUCUUGAGCAUGUCAGACUGUAUUUCAUGAGGUUCAUUGAGGUGUUUCUGAAUACUCUUGUGGGGCAGAUAUCGCUCAAGAUCAAGGGGUGCAUAUAUGAGAUUCUUUCGUCAUUUAUGAGGGACGAGGAGUGCAGAGAAACGAUAGUUGAGUUUAUGAAGGGAGUUGAGAUAUUCAACAAGGAAGGCGUGCCUUUGGAUUUUGAGAGAGAGCUUGGCUGCCGAGUGUUUGAGAUGACGCCCAGCUUUCUUAGGUUCUGUGUGUUUUAUGGAGGGAAUGACUCUGUAAUGUUUGCAAUCAAUGCGCUUAAGAGCGAGGAUCCUCUGACAAUUGUGCGGUGCUUUGAUGUACUUGAAAGGUUUUACGAGAAAAGAGCGAUGGCAGAAAAUAGAAUCGGCAGCGACUGUGUGAGCUCGCGACUCUCACUGAUGUCUCAGCACAUCAGAGUUGCAAUGCUUAACAAUCCGCAAGUUACAAAUAGAGUAGUGGAAUUUCAACUGAACACUGGGAUAGUGAUAAGCGAUGUGCAGAUCAUCAAUGUGAUUCUAUCAACACCGAAUGCAAGGUUUUUCAAGUAUGCAAGGCUGUUUGCAGAUUUUUCGUUUUUUAUGAAUGAGAACUUUCUGGAAAGACUUGCCGAGGACGACAUCGAGGGAUUCAGAUAUCUGCAUGAAGUAACAAGGGAGAACCACGAAGCAUGUAAGUUUGUGAUGAAUAACGAGAGCUGGUUCAAUGCAUAUGUAAAUGAAAAUGCAGGUGUGAGGGAGAUUGCAAUACAGAUCUACGAGAAUCUGGUUGAUUACGAUAUUGAGAAUGUCGAGGUUGGGUUUGGAAAAGGAUUUGUUGUUCCUGAUGUAGGCCAUCCUGCUGUUUUCAGGGUUUUGUCGAAGAUGAUUCUGUAUUCUGUGUAUUCAAGAAAAAGCCCGUAUAGUGAUUACAUCACGGAUAAGGACUAUGUGCUGGACAAAUCGAACAUUGAUGAAUACUGCACGUACAUCAAGUGCAGGAUUGUUGUUGGCGACAAUGUUGAGGAGCGAAUAAGGCAUUUGAUGAUGCAAUACACGGGGAUUGAUGAGCUAUUUGGAUAUUACGAGGUAUUUUCUGGAACAACGUUGAGCAUUCCAUCAUCUAAGAGCCUGUUGCUUAAUAUUGGAAAGAAGAGCACAGAGAUGUUUAUAAGCAUGUUUGAGACAUCGAAUAAUUUUGAGAAAUUCCUGCUGUUUUUUGUGCUUGGAGACAUUUCCAUAGAGAACAGCAAGGCUGUGGAAAGAAUCAUUAGAAACACAGUGACACAGAUUGUGGUAUCCAAGUCAUCUGAUCCAUCUGAAAAGAUGAUUCUCAGACAGUGCCUUGUCACACUACUGUCUCUCAAUAGCAUAGACUCGAUCGUCAGAUUGCUGAAUGAAUAUGAAGAUGUUGACCUGCUCCUGAAAGUCUGUAUAAGGAACUUGUUAUGCGGAGGCUCAUACUUUCCGAACUCCGCUGUGAUGAAAGGCUCUUUAGAACUGCAGGUCUACGCAGUAUUUAUGCUGCAUUACCAAUCUGUAUGGGACCUGUCUGCACUGAAAGACUGGAUUGUUUACCUUCGGAGAGAAUGCAAGGACAAUCCGCACCUUGAGUAUCUAGUAAAUGACAUCAAGAGUAAAAAUGCUAGAAUAGGGAUUGAGUAA
Molecule: messenger RNA, 2595 nt
Organism: Ordospora pajunii
Lineage: Eukaryota; Fungi; Microsporidia; Ordosporidae
Exons: 1
Coding region: 1-2595 (864 amino acids)
Source: RefSeq, a predicted model, not a curated record